This is a messenger RNA of Spirometra erinaceieuropaei, 12955 nucleotides long. The record is from the annotation of a GenBank genome assembly. NCBI's taxonomy places the organism in Eukaryota, Metazoa, Platyhelminthes, Cestoda, Diphyllobothriidea, Diphyllobothriidae.
AUGGCCCUCGCAGCUCGGUUUGCGCUGGCACCUGGUCCCCUGCCGGUUGGUGCGUUUGCGCUCCUGCUGGAUAUACAGGUAGUGUGCAUGGUUAUCCAGUGCCUUGAGUCAUCCUUCUCUUUCUGACUCAUUUUUGUUGUUGGUUAAAAUCCUCGUCAAGAGUUCGUUGUGGACCAGGGAGUGAGGUGGUACGCCUAGAUGCAGGUCCGGCCAUGCCAGCCACCUGGGCCCUUUCCCGUGUCCUUUCCCGCGCCUGCACUCACCUUGCUAUUGGAGCACACGGUGGGCGUGUUCGGAACCGACGACCAACCCAUCAUGCGGUGACCACCCCCCUCGUAGACUCUUUAGCUGUCGUGCCACACGCAUGUAUUCUCCGCCAGCUCUUGAUGUCUUUUGCUGAACUGGUUUCUUGUUUACUCAAAUAGAGUAAUGUCGCAGUUAAUGUUUAAUAUUUUUUCUUGGCCGCCAGAUCAUAUGUAAUCGAACAGUAUACCUCCCCAAUCAGAGCGAAAACUGCUAACUUCUGUCCAUCAGCGAACAUCUUUUUAUCGGGAGGUGUCAAAACAGCUGCCAUGGACCGCCUAUAAAGCACUCGCCGUCGUUCAGUCUAACCGUUCUCAACCACCAAUAUCUUCUACAGGGCGAAGCGUCACUACCACUAUUGACAUUAUACUUCCAUGCUACCUUAACCGGGUGUGUCACCACGACAGCCUCAGGCCUUUAUUGACGACUCGACUGGACUUACAACCAGCAGACAGUGCACUUGCAUGUAUGAAAUGUUGGCUCUUAUAUUGGCCAUACCUUCCUGAAUUCUGAGUUUUAACAAUAAGCGGCAAAAGCAGCCCGACUAGUGGCUCCACUAAAUGGACAAAAUUAGUGGAAAUACACAUAGUCUGCGCCUUUUCUCCAAAACCUGAUAAUGCACUUAGUCGGUGGCCUCGUUAUGGGGAUGGUUGUCGAUGGGUCUAGAGGAGAUAUAAUUGCUAGGAACGGAUACUACGGCGUUAGUAUGCUAUUAUUGAUGUCAUACAUUGCAGCACUUAUGCCACACAAAUCGAAAUGUAAGUUUCCGAUAGACGAUUACUAGAGAAAACCUUGGGUGUGUACCUCUUGGUAUUUUACAAUGGUUGCGUCCAUAAUUCAUUAAGCCUGCCACGUUCCCUAAUUAAUGCAGAUAUCCAUUUAAACCGUGUUUGUCGCUGCAGGCCUCAAACUUCGCUCUACGUUGUGUCUUAUGGAUCAUUAUCCUCCGUUCAGACCUUUCCAAAUUUAAAGAAGGUUAGCUUUCAGAUUCAUCCUGUGAACCUAUGCGUUUCAUACUUCUUUUAUAGACUCAUUUUGGUAGCAUUAUCUAGACGCUGAAAGUUAAAACUAUUAUUAUGAUUAUUAUUAACGCACUUUUGCGUAUAAAGUCAGAAAAAAAAACUAAGACAAUCACUAAAGCUGCCUGCGAGUCAUAUCAAAGGUGAGCUGUCAGGUUCUGGAAAUAACCAGCGUGUUUAGCACCUGUGCGAUGAUGAAAUGGGCCAAACGGUGAUUAAGCGAGAAAAAACAGGCGACCACCUUCCCCUGAUGGGGUUCUUGCGAACAAGAUGGGCGGGAACAAUGAUAAAAAUCGUCCUGACGACCAUAAUCAAACAGUUUGAAAUCGAUCAGGAGGCCUAAGAAGCCUCUGGACAUGAUUGACGCGCCUGGUAUACCAUGGUCAAAACAGGAACAUCAAUCUGUGGUGUCAGUCAUUUAAGGGAGGCCGAGACAAGAUAUCAAGGCAACAAGACAGUAAUAUCACGAACUAGUGCCCUGAACACCCAACUCUCCGUCAAAUGACAGUUUGAACACCUUCGGAACUCCCGCAGCGUCAAGACGACCAGCCUUCCUAAAACCACAGAACACCGCCAUCAUAAAUGAGGACAGUAAAUCCACUUAUCGUCAUUGUAACACAGCGUCCCAGCAUCGAUAUACUCUUGCGGGACAUCUCUCUACCCUACAGAAUGGGUACACUCUCAGCAUGCGGAAUGCAUCCGCUAGCAUUUGAGAUGCAACGCGCCGAUUUCGUUCUCAGCCAAUGGCCAGUUGUAGUUCUCAGACUCCAACAUCUGUUUGAUGAAAAUAUAAAAAGUGUCCAUUUGGUCACGCAGUCUAAUUUUUAGCCACGAGACCUUUUUCGAAGUAGGACAUUAAUCGCCUUGGUGUUCUCAAAAGGGCUGCUCCAAAAUCUUGUUUUCUUAGCAAGCACCUCGGACAUCGAUUGGAAAGAGCCUCAUAAUGCAGGCUAAAUAGUCGAGACACUUCCGCAUGAUGGCUUUUAUGCUGCUUUCGGGAUUUUAAAUGCUGGUUGUAGGUACCUAUUUUUGCAAUGAUAACAGGCGACCAAUACAGUAGGAGAAAAAUUUUGUCUGACACCGCCUUUGUCUGGUAUCUUUUCAAUAAACCCGCUGACUGAAACGUCCGCGAACCUUAGAUAAAUGUUGUCAGGAGACAACUGGAAUGUCAUUUACGGGAGUGGCGCGCAUUGUUGUUACCACGGCAUCCGAAUGAGUACCAGUAGAAAGCCGUGUCCCACAGGGUUCGGUCUAAGGUCCUCUCUUUUCCCUCAUCUAUAUACACCACUGCCCUUAUGAUAUUAAUUGCAGUGCUGUCAUGUUUGCAGAUGAUAUAAACCUGGAAAAUAAUUAUCUGUGCUGAGGUCGCGCAGAAACUAUAAGGAGAUAUUGGUAGGCUGGCUGCAUGGUCCACCAAGUGGUUUCUGACGUUUAAUGAAUUCAAAUGUGUAGUCGGAGACGUCUCACAAAACACAAGUAUACCAUAAAUGAGGUUCCACCAAAGGAAGUAGACACGCCCAAAGACCUAGGUGUCUGGAAAGUUCAAAAGUGCUGCACUCCGAACACUACAAAAGAGCCGUCCAAAGGGCAACGGGCACCGUUCACUGGAUCUUGCGUGCUUUCGUAAUCCUUCAUCCCGUGCUCAUUGCGCAGAUAUUUGGCACGUUCGCUAGACUACAUUUGGAAUACAAAAUGAUAGUAUCCCUGCCAGCACCAGCCCCGCCUAGCCCCGCCUGUCCCCCUCAAUAAUGGCGGGGCUAAAGGGGGCUAUGAGGGGGCUAGGCGGGGCUGUAGAGGGGGCUGUGGCGGGGCAUGCAACGCGAUAGCCCCGCCUAGCCCCGCCAGCGAAAAAAAAUGCGCAGGGGACGCCACAUCCCAGCCCACUUUUGGCACCACUUUAAAAUAUCGUCCCCAUUGUCAAAUAUACGAAUUAAUAACACACACAGAUUGUAAACCGGUGGACAAAUAAGAGUUUAAGCAAUGAGGGACUUAAACAAAACCUCAAUAUAUUGUGCUCAUCCGCAGCUACAUUCAGUGGACGUAAACGGAUGCUUUCUCCAUGGUUUAUAAGCCAAUGUUGAUAAACUAGCUCCUUUAAAUUCCAAAGAAGGUACAAUAAGUGGUGCUUUUGGAACAUAUCUUUCGAUGCAAAUACGCUUCAAAAGGCUUCAAUCCAGAGGGGGCUCUGGCCCCGCCCAGCCCCCUCCAGCCCCGCCUAUGAAGGAGCCAUGUGCUGGCAGGCGGGGCUCUGGCCCCACCCAGCCCCUUCCAGCCCCGCCUAUGAAGGGGCAAUGUGCUGGCAGGGAUGGGUGCACUGGAUGGAGAAAGACAGCAACCCCAUCGAGCAGCUGCAAAGAGGGACGGCACAACUGGUGGACGGUCUUAGGACUCUGUCGUAUUCAGAAAGACUGAUCUAGCUCAGUUUGUUCCCCCUAUCCUAUAGAUAGAUGAGAUGCAACCUACUGUGGACAGUUUUCAUUAUUCGCGGACAUAAGUGUUCACUCAAAUCUGAAGAUUUCUUGGUAUUUAAAAUGAGUCGCCUGAGAGGUCAUCCGUACAAAGUUGGACACGAAGAUGCGAGGCUAGACACAAAGGAAGUUUUCUUUCAGGUGCCGGGUAGUUCGACCGUAGUACUCACUUCCAAGUAAAGUAGUGCAGUAGUAGUAGUAGUAGUAGUAGUAGUUGAAUUCGAAAAGUAGCGGUAUUGUCUAAUUUUUUGAUAAGGGACGACCCUUGACUUCGUCAGUCUUGCCAACUUCUUUUGAUAAGUUUUUUGUAAAAAAAAAUAUUGUGCAAGGUGUUGGCGAAUGUACCCACCUGAUUCACAUCUGAGAACGAGUUAGAAAGCUCCGGAAUGUUCAUUGCCUCCUUCCUACUCAUUUCAAUCCGAAAGGCACCGCCAGCUCUCACUAGAUGGCAUGAACUCCUCCUGUCUUGCACUUUUUAAAUUACGGUCAUUCUGAAUUCGGUUUCUCUGAACGAAGUGUUUGAAGUCCCGAUGAGUGAUAAUAAGGUUUCUGAAAUUGAUAAACUCUAACAUAUGUUUAGUGAAGGAAACACCCCGCAUGUUUGGCAGCGCUUUUUAUCACUUCUAAUUCGGAACUGCGGAAUGGCUUGUUCAAACGGCUAUCAGUCCUCGUUAACCCUCCCCGUAAAACUAUAGUCUCAACUGAACCCGAACAGUUUUGUCCUCAUUUGCUGAAAAUCACCAUGCCAGAUGUGUCAUCCUUAGGCCUGAAUCGUGCAAGCACUGCAGGCCCACUCCUGCAAUGUGGAAAGUCUCUUUGUUCUUAUACCCGCUGUCGAUGUGGCUGAAGAAUACUUUAUGCUUGUUUACAGUUCGUUCUAUUAUUUGCGUCCCAUGCCCCUUCCACAAUCUACGUACAUCUGAGUUUAUCUCGCUCUGCAGUCGAAGGAACUCUCCGUAAUGCAAGGGAUGUCUUGUUGUUCCACGUUUUCGCUAGUGUUUGUUCUUUGUGUUUAUCUCACUCUUUAAAAUUCGCGUUAGACAGGCGGACAAAUUUCCUCUUUGGAUUCUUUCGGCCAGACAUUGACAAUGCAUAACUCUCAUUAUAACUCCUCUGACGAUGACCGACAGCGUUCCGUUAUAUACCGCCACCUAGAGGGCAGUCCUGCUCGCUUUUUUCUGUCAUUAUUUUUAUUGGGGGUUUUUUUCCCCUGUAAAAUUAUUCCAAUCAUUUUUAUUUUUUUGUAAGGAGUUUUUAUUUCACCCCUCAAUCAUCAUGCUUUUCAAUGGACUCCUAGUUCAGAAACUAUGAAUUGCAUUUUGUAAAGAUUCGGCCUACCUCGUCUAAAACUCGCAUGCAAAUUUAUUUUACCUUGCUUUGAGGGGACCCCGACGGGUCUUUAAUAAAAAAUUAUCUAUCUAUCUAUUUAUCUAAUGUUUCUAUCGCCAUCCAGACCCCCUGUAAGAACGUCUUGUCAGUUUAGUAACGAUAAACCAUUUCUCAUGACAGCAAAAUUUUCUCGCCAUAAAUUUUGCCGAGCACUAAUGGUUUCACUUUUUUGGCGCACGAGCAGUAUUCGCACAGCAGCACGACGUGGUCACCCCUACCAAGCCCUGCGAUGGGUUUAAAUUCGUCUGCACUAAUUGGGCCUUUCGAAAAAACGAGAUCUAGGCAACUUGUCCUUUGGGCCUCUUUGAUUCUGAUAGGAAAAGUUGCAUUCUGUGCGGAAAACAGAUUUGUUGCCAGAUUUGGGAAUCAGAAGUCAGAGGAAUAACGCGAACCUUUUACUAAUAAAUUGCUCCAGUCGAUCAUGGCUGCGUUUGAACCCUCGACUAUCAGCGCAUCUCGAUUCUGCGGUACCUCUUUAGUUAACCCGAGCGUUCCCCCAUUAACCUCUGGAGUCCGGCUAAUCAGCCUUUAUACUGUCAGAAAAUCUAGAUUUGAUUCACCACACAUCUUUGCUUUUAACCGCAUUGCUUCGAAGUCAGUUUAACUAGAAUACUCCAUUAAGUGGAGUAGUGGUUCAGGUCGUUAGGUGAAAACACAAGCCUUUCUGGCCGUUCCUCAUAAGGUAAGCUCUUCAGCGCAACGACUAAUUUAGUCGCUCUUCGUUGCACCUUCUCCAAGAAAGUGCAAUCUUGCCUUAUCCAAGGGCGUCAUGCCCGAAUAGCAAAUUCCAAAAUCGGCCGGAUACAUGUCCCAAACAUUCGACCGAAAAGCUCUUCGUCGAAGAUGAGGAAGGAUCUCCUGAUCGCUCCCAGGAUGCCCACAGCCUUAUUUGCUAUCUUUACGCAGACAGACGAGGGCUUGAGCGUGGAUGUCAUCCGUGCAACAAGAUCUUUUACCCUAUUUGCAAGCUCGAGUUCGUGACUGCAGAGGAAAUAGUCAUAUUCAGAUCCCAAAUCCUUUCUAUAAGUAGACCUAAGUCUGAUGAAUUGACAUAUGUUGAAAUUGAGGCUGAGAAGCCAUUAAUCACACCCCUGUUGUAGUCGAUUCAAGUUGUUUUGCAAGCUUAGAGUGUCCUCUGGCCUUUCUAUCGAACUCCGCAUCUUCAGAUCAUCAGCGAACAUUACCUUCUCGCUGGCUAGGUAAUCUAGGCAAUCGUUCACAUAUAUCAAGAACAGAAUGGGGUCCAGAACGCUCCCCUGUGGGACACCGCUGUGAAGGGUUUAUCACUCGGAUUUGACAUCACCAAUGCACACCCAUUGACCUCGGCCUGCAAUAAAGCCGGUCAACCACUUGAGAAGGUUGCCAGUCACACCCAUAUGACACAGUUUAUAUACGACCUGUCUGUGUGGCACCCAGUCGAAGGCUUUGCUGAAGUCAGUGUAAACUGAAUCUACUGGCAAACCCACCCCUAGGGAUUUCGUAUAGCUUUCCCUGGAUAUGGGCAGGUUAGUAAAUCAGGAUCGACCACCUCUCAAUACAUGUUGAUGCACACUAAGCAAGCCGUUCUCCUCAAUAUAUCUCAUUAACUCCCCUUACGUUAUAUUCUCCAUUAUUUUGCAACAAUUGCUUGUGAGACUCACUGGUCUGAAUAUAUUUGGCGAGGUUCUUUCUCUCCCUUUAUAUAUGGGACUGAGGUUGGUUAGUCUCCAGUUAGUAGGCAGGGCGCCUGCUUCCAUGAAACUUUCGAAGAUCUUGGAGAGUGUGGAGGCCCGUUGGUCUGCGAGUUCGUAGGUAACUUUUGCGGAUAUACCAUCCGGACCAGACGAUCUAGUGGGCUGCAGCCGUCUCAGAGUUUUCCUUACUGCGUCCUUUGUGAACGUCACUGUGUUAAUUGUUUUUCCAGGUAGAGCAGUUUGCCGAUGUUCUUCCUCAUCAAAGUCGGCUCCUCGAUAUACACAGACAUGAAGAAACCGGAUAAGAGUUUUGUCUCAUCCGAAUUAUCGGCUGACUUCUUUCCCUGACAAUUUAUGAGACAAGGAAUAGAGUUCCGAUUACGUUUUGCCACAUUCACGUACAACAAGAACUUCUUUGGAUUUUUUCAAAAUUUCAUUGAGUAUUUUAGACUCAAAUACUGCCCUUUCUCUUCUCAGGAGACUCCGACACCUACUUUGCUGUUGCUUACAUUCCGAGCGAUGUUCAGACGGUUAACAUGUGACGUACCUCUUCCACAGCCUCCUUAUCUUUUGAAGAUUUCUCUUUAUUUCUGACGUCAUCUCCUCUUGUCGGGAGACGCACGAUCUCCUUUUGAAAAGGUAGCAAUUUUCUACCAAGUUCCAGAUCACGUUCUUAAAGAAAACCCAGGCGGCGUUUGGUUCAGAUGCAUGCGCAGGGUUCCAUUCUAUGUCAGUCAGCAGUUCUUUCAUUUUGGAAUAAUUCCCUUUCCAUGCAUUGCUCUUCCUUUCGGUUCGAAUUUUGGGUACAGAAAAAAGACUGUACCGCCAAACAAGAACGCACUGAUCACUUCAGCCCGGGGGCAUGUUAGAAGUCGCUCCAAGUACACAAUUUUCAUCCCUAGUAAUGAUGAGAUACAAACACCUUGACUGCUGUCCACUUCGGAAUCGGGUGUUCAUUGCAACAUAUUGAGUAAAGAGCUCGUCAGUAAUCAAUUGAGGUAGCUUCUAUAGGAAUGAGUUUUCCGAUCGCGUGUAGUGCAUCGAUUCCCAAUCGAUGUCCGGAGAAUUAGAAUCUCAAGUUGUAUGACGUGUUUGCUAUGGCUGAUUUGCUUCAACUCUGUGAUGAGUUCAUCGUCCGUGUCCCUCCGAUGUCCCAGACGGGAGUCUGUAUACCAGAGCAACCUGGAGUUCCGGUUGGUUUGGUAUUUUCAAUUUACAGCUAGAGAUUUCGCAGCCAGUGUUCCCUUUUGGUGAGGACCCAUCCGUGGCGUAGCUAAUGCCGUCCCGUAUGAACAUCGCGAUUCCCGCACUCAUACGUCCAUUUCGAUCAAUGCGGAUGAGCCGCAAUUCGUCUAACGUUAAUUAUGCGUCCGCUACCUGCUCAUUGAACCAUGUUUUUUGAGAACUAUAAAGUCAGGUUGCAAGUGGGUCACGGUCAGCUUAAUUUCAUCAAAUUUUCUAAAAAGACUCUGUACGUUUGUGCACACCAUUACCAUGCAUUUGUGGCUCUCUCGGUCCCUGUAAAUUGUAAGUUGGUUCUUGUGUCUGACAGUUAUUACUGUACUUUUCGCACGAAAUGUUCGGUUCAUUGUGGGACUUCAAUUUUAAAAUAGUUCGAUGAAGCGGAUGACUGUCGUGGUAAUCGUCAAGUUCACCGGAUAAUUCCUUAUAAACAUGCGUUCCGUUUUGAUGAUUUCAUUGCCUACAAUCUUCAGAUUAAAUAAAUAAAUGAAUAAUUUUUAUUAAAGACCCGUUGGGGUCCCAUCAAAGCAAGUAAAAAUACAUUUCCAUAUGAAUUUUAGACGAGGUAGGCUCUGACGCCUUUUCAUUUGAUAGAUGGGAGAGUAAUCUGGCUGAAAAAACCCUCCACGGCUGUUGUUUCGUAGUCGGGAAUUUCGAGAUAAGAUUAGAUCAGUCUGCUGAUUGCUUCCCAAGACGACUUUCAGUGACUUUGGUCGCAUCUCCUCUGUGUCGCCUCUAACAACGGACCCCAAACAAAAGAAAUUUUACAUUUCAGUUACCUCGCGUUCUAGAGUCUCAUUUAGUGAAUUUUGGAAUGUUAAAGGUCCUGCUUGACCCUCUCCACAGGGGUUUCGUCAGUAACCCCAGGAACUCCAUGGACCACUACACAAAGUGAUCUUUUAAGAAAAACCUGUCUCUCUAUCACGCUUUCCUCUAUUAAUGGGGUUGGAAUCACGGAUUUUGGUUCUGCCCUAACUAUUGUGCUUACACUGCUCUGAAGCUGGGACUUUAAUGGUUAUUUCUCGAAAAUCGCUUUGGAUCGUUCAGCCAUAGCUACUUCUUCUGACAUUCCGUCCUUCGACUAGCGCCCAGCGGGUGUGUUUUUGGGCUUGUGGCUCCCAGGUAUGUUGCUAAACUGCGCACAUCCAUGAUGAAAGAAUUUGCGCCUUUGGUUUGCCGCCUCACAGGACUUGUUGCAUUAUAGUCCAAUGGACACACGUAGGGAGAGCUAAGAUCGCUCUUUCGUAGUUUACAUGAAUACAUACGAUUACGGUCUACAGAUAGCUGCCUUAUUUUGGUGCAGACGGACUCCAUACAGCAGAUUUUUCAAAAUUAUGGAAGUGCGAAGGUCAGUUACAUCUCCGCCUGUUAUAUUUAUGUUCCCCUUUAUUUUGAUUGAGUCGGAAGAUUUAUCUGACGACUUCGUUCGUUGCCUCUAUUUAUUUCGCUGAACGUGAAGUUCAUCGUCUUUUUUCGGUUCCGUGAGAUUCCUGUGGUCCUUUUUAUUGGUGUCUUUCAUAUCUUUUGCGUUAUGUUCUAGGGUUGCUGGUGGGGUGCCUCAGGGCUCCGUUCUCGGGUCAUUACUGCUUUUAAUCUAUGCCAGUGUGAGCAUGAAUGAUCUUGACUGCGAGCAAGUCAUGCUUGCAGACGACAUCAGAAUAUGGAGGAGAUACAAACUGAUGAGCAGACUCUGCGAGGAAUACUUAACCACCUACGUGAAUGGUUCCACAAACGGUGGCUGAACUUCCACUUUGAGAAUUGUAUCGCAAUGCGAUUCAAAGCGAAGAGGAGAACAAAUAGAGAUGAUCACCUAUAAUUACUUGACAGAAGGUGCCAGUCAAAUGUCACUGAACAAAAGGACCUCCUAAUCAGCAUUUUUUCAUCGUUGAAGUUCUUCACUCAACGCGGCAGGACGGCAAAUGGAGUGACCGCUGUCCUCCUCGUCAUUAAGGUAGCUUUUAUACAUGAGGAGAAGCUACUUAGGAAAUACUAUUGAGUCUCUAUUCGCUCUCAAGCAAAAUUUGGAACUCAGGAGUGGCGCCCGUAGCUGAAAAAUAUUUAUAUGCUGCUGGAAAGGGUUAAAUGGGAGACAACAAAUGUCGUGAAGGGUCAGAAUGUGGUGAGGUACCUGACUAAUUUAACUUUGACAAUUUAGUCACAUUUCCUUUGACCGCAUUGCUUGUUUGAAUGUGACGAGAAACGACACACCUGUACAACCCGCCUUGCUAGCGUGCUCUGCUGUGGUAUUCAGUUGUCAGUUUUUCUUAACGUUCAAAAAUCUCUAUAUUAUUCACUGCUCCGAUUUACUUGCUGCAUUUAAGGCUAGGGGCUCGUAAGAUAUAACUCGUUAGUUCGUGAGAACAUUACGAUUUACGACAUUGGUGACUCCCGACGUUUACGCAGACUUUAUAGCUUUCUGUCAUACUGGAUAACAUUUAACGUACUAUUUGCUUGUGAAUAUCUAUUCCAUUUACAUUUACUUUCCUCACGAAUUCUGAUAUUUUGACAUCGCUGUCUUAUUAUGUCUCACUCCGAUCAACAACUCGAUGCCCCCGCCCAGUCCUUCAUGCAAUCAAUUUUACUUUGCCUGAAUUCUGGCAACACGCUCCAGAACUCUACUUCAUCCGCAUAGAAUCAGUCUUUUAUUCUGCUGACGUUACCAAGGAGCUAGCAAAAUACCACAAACUCGUGGAGGCCCUCCACGUUAGUGUCAUCUCUCAAGUUCAGUCCUUGCUACCUAAUCCUCCUGCAGAUGCUCCCUACUCCGCGUUAAAGGCAGAAAUCCUCCGACUUAAUUCUGUGUCUGACCGACAGAGGUAUCACCAGUUAAUUAGGGAAGAGUCACUGGGUGACCGGAAGCCCUCAGAGCUUCUACGUCGGAUGCGUUGUCUCCUUGGAGACAUGCAAGUUGAUGAUAAAUUUGUCAAGGAGAUGUUCCUGGAGCGCCUGCCCACAGAAGUUCAAACGAUCCUGGCGUCCGGCUCUCAGGAUCUCACAGUGUCACAGUUGGCUGAGAUGGCGGAUCGAAUGAUAGAGGUGCAACGAUUCCAGUCACCUUCCGUUGCCCAGAUCUCAUCCUCAUCGUCAGUGAAUGAGCAUUUACUAAAACAGGUGUCGGCCAUGGCAGAUGAGAUGGCCUCUCUUAAAAUACAGCUCGCCCGCCUAACUUCCAGUCGCUCACGCAGUCGUCGUCGUUCACGUUCGCGACCUCGGACUGCUGAUACUUGCUGGUACCACACUAAUUUCGGCUUAAAGGCCCGUCGCUGUUCCUCACCUUGCUCUUUUAAGCCAAAACAGGAAAACCAGUCAGCCCGAGAAUAGAUGCGACCGUUUUCUCUGGCUCCUCCGGCUCUGGUCGCACCUUCUAUGUUUGCGACACUGCGACUCGCAGACGUUUUCUGGUGGACACUGGAGCUCAAAUAAGUGUUGUUCCCCCAACUGCAGCUGAUCGUCGUUUCCCUAGUCCUGGUCUUCAUCUUCAAGCUGCUAACUGUUCCCCAAUUCCCACUUUUGGCAGUCUGUCCCUCACCCUGAACAUUGGACUUCGUCGGUCAUUUACUUGGAUCUUUGUGAUUGCCGAUGUCUCUCAUGCAAUCCUCGGCUCGGACUUCCUUGCCGAGUUCGAUCUCCUUGUUGACUGUCGACGUGCCCGUCUCCUCGACCGCACAACCGGUCUGUUCGUCCGUGGACUAACUCCAUUUACUGCCCCCUCAACUUAUCUGUCCUGGAUACAGAUAUUGCUAGUCCUUUUCGGCAACUGCUGCUUAGUCACCCCAACAUAAUUAACGCCCAGUUUCGCAGUGGUGAAGUUCAACAUGAUGUUGUGCACCAUAUCCGCACCUCAGGUCCUCCCGUGUUUGCUCGACCGAGACGACUAGCACCGGAGCGUUUUCAGGCCGCGACGGCGGAGUUUGAACACAUGCUGCAACUGGGAAUAAUUCGACCGUCCGAGAGCCCUUGGGCGUCCCCACUGCACAUGGUGCCCAAGGCAACAUCAGGCGACUGGCGGCCCUGUGGUGACUAUCGCGCCCUCAACAAUGCGACCAUCCCGGAUCGUUAUCCCGUCCCUCAUCUUCAAGAUUUUGCUGGAGCUCUUUUCGGCAAAUCGGUUUUCUCGAAGAUUGACCUUGUUCGGGCCUUCCAUCAGAUUCCUGUCGCUCCUGAGGAUGUUCCCAAAACUGCCGUCACCACACCAUUCGGCCUGUUCGAAUUUAUUCGCAUGCCAUUUGGUCUUCGCAAUGCUGCCCAAACAUUUCAGAGGUUCAUUGAUCGGGUUCUACGUGGUCUCCCGUUUGUGUACGCCUACAUCGAUGACCUCUUGGUGGCCAGUCGAAAUGCCGAGGAACACAAAGAGCAUCUUGCCUUAGUGUUUGACCGCCUCGAUCAGUUUGGCGUGGUCAUUAACCCUUCCAAGUGUGUCCUGGGUGUGCCGUCCCUUGAUUUUCUUGGUCACCAUAUCGAUGCACAAGGUUUGCGUCCCCUCUCUUCCAAGGUUGAGGCCAUUCGUGACUUUCCUCCACCAACCUCCAAGCGUCAGCUGCAACGUUUCCUUGGCAUGGUAAACUUUUAUCGCCGGUUCCUACCGAACUGUGGCGACCUUAUGCUGCCAAUCACCAACUUGCUCUCUGGUCCCAAGGGUCCCCUUGAGUUACGUGGCCACGCGCUGACUGCAUUUGAGAGACUAAAGACCUCCCUUGCUGAUGCUACCUUGCUCACUCAUCCUGCUCCAGAAGCCCCAUUGUCGUUGAUGGUUGAUGCUUCGACCGUUGCCGUAGGAGCAGUCCUCCAACAGCAUAUCAACAACUCGACACGACCGUUGGCAUUCUUCUCCAAGAAGCUUUCACCUGCCGAGACGAGAUAA